This is a messenger RNA of Racocetra persica, 1176 nucleotides long. Lineage: Eukaryota; Fungi; Glomeromycota; Glomeromycetes; Diversisporales; Gigasporaceae. The record is from the annotation of a GenBank genome assembly.
AUGGACAACAAUCCUCUUGAUACUUCGUCUAAUGUUGACGGAGAUUCACCCGCAAUACCCCCAGACUCACAAAAACCGCCUAUCAUUGAAUCUUCCACAAGGUCAAUAGGUAGUUCGUCGACUCCCCUUAAUAACAAUAGUGAUUCCUCUCAACAAGCGGUUUCAAUGCCAACGCCAGCUCUUCAAAGACAGUCUAGGUCCGCUUUAUCUUCGGUAUGGUCCUCUACGCCAAACUCUUCUUCUCUUGCUACUACCUCUGUGAGGGCAACAGCUGCAGGCUCAAGGCAGGUUAGACGGAAUUGGUGGGGCUAUAUUAUAGAAAGCUUUAGAUCUAUUUCUAGAACCUCGAAGGUGUUGCUAAUUAUGUCUUUAGUGUUAGUUAUUAUUCAGGUCGUUGUCACGAUUACGAUUCUUGUUAUAUCAGCGUUACGCAAUAGGACGUGCGACAGACCUCUUAAUGUAUUUCUAAUAUUAUACGUUAUCAGAGUGAUAGUCGCAUGCCCAGUAAACGUGUAUUUACAUUUAAAUCCCAGAGAUCAUAGACGUAAUGGACAAAACCAAGAUAAUAAUGAACCAGUAAGAAGAGACUCAUGGGUUGAUCGGAUUCUUCAUGUUGGUGAUGCUGUUGGAAUUAGCGGUGCCAGUGAGGACAUAAUUCAAAAAAUUCCAUUGGUAAAAUAUAAAUCUCUUCGUGAAGAAUCUGAUGUAUCAGAAAGUCAAACAACGGAUACUGUUAUAUCAGUGUCACAGACAGAAUCGAGUCAUCAGCCAAUAUCUCCACCGUCACAAAAAAAAUCACGGUUUAAUAUAUUUGGAAGUAGAACUAAAGACUCUGCUAAUAUUUCGCCAGCAGCACCACAAACACUUACUAUUCCUAACCCUGAUGACGCAGUCUGUUCUAUCUGUCUUUCAUCAUAUGAAGAUGGUGAUGAACUUCGAAAUUUAUGGUGUUCACAUCAUUUCCAUAAAGAUUGCGUUGAUGAAUGGCUAUCAUUAAAUAGACGUUGCCCAAUGUGUCGUAUGGAUGUCGUUGAAAUGGCUAAUGAACGGAAUAGAAGGGGGAAAAGCACAAAUGACAAUGACAAUAAUAAUGUUGGUGAAGGAAGUAGUGGUGCCGUUGGUCAAAUUCCAAGUAGUCAAAGUGAAUCAGCCGAAGAUGUGGCUCAUAAUGUAUAA